This is a messenger RNA of Populus euphratica (Euphrates poplar), 1788 nucleotides long. Its product is annotated as protein WVD2-like 1. The record is from RefSeq and is a predicted model, not a curated record. Bases 213 to 1331 code for a protein of 372 amino acids. NCBI's taxonomy places the organism in Eukaryota, Viridiplantae, Streptophyta, Magnoliopsida, Malpighiales, Salicaceae. Gene Ontology annotation, molecular function: microtubule binding. Gene Ontology annotation, biological process: microtubule cytoskeleton organization. The transcript has 8 exons.
AAAAGCCUCUCUUUGCUAUUAAAAAGCAAAAUCACAGAAAACAUUUUGGCUUUGUUUUCUUUUUUGAGAGAGCGAGAGAGGUGGGAAGCUCAAGAUCUUGCCAGAUCGGACCUGAAUUAUGUAGUGGUUGAUGUCAAGGCAUGGAAUUUGAUAAAAAUCAAGCUAGUUGGACAACUAACCGAUACCUACUAGAGCAUACAUAAAGAGUGCUGAUGUUCAUAGCUUUACAAAGUUUGAUGGGGCGAGAACUUCAGCGUGCAGACAUGGAUAAGAAGCCAAAUGGUCUUGCAGCGAAGUUUCAUGGCGUAUCUCAUGAUGAAGUACAUCUUUCUCCAAAACUUUCAAAAGCUGUCAUUGAAGCAAAGGAGUAUGUGGAGAAAGAAACUGCUGAAAAAUCAGAGAAGCAAGAUGUGCUUGGUGUCAAAAGCACAAAUGUUGAUGCUGACCCAUAUGAUGGAAAAGAUGAGAAACCUGGAGCUCAGAAAUUGAGUGAUGAUAAAAAUUCCAGUUCUCCCUCACCAAAAACUGGUGUUGAUGGAAAUAAACAUGCUCAUCGUGCUCAUCAAACUGUCCCCCAGCCAUUUGCUCUGGCAAAUGACAAGCAUGUUGGUGGGAACAGUUCCACAAAUUCGAACAAUACACAGUCCCCUGUUAGUAUGAAAAAUUCACAGCAAAAUUCACCUUCUACAGCAAGGAAGCCUUGGCAACCUGAUAACAAGAAGCAUCUUGAUGAAGAAGAUAGUUGGUCCAUGACCUCAUCCACUUCUGCAUCUGUACGAACUGUUAAAUCUGUAACUGUUGGAACUGCCCCAACUUUUAGGUCUUCUGAACGUGCAGCGAAGCGGAAAGAGUAUUAUUCAAAAUUGGAAGAGAAGCACCGAGCAUUGGAGAAAGAGCGAAGCCAGGCUGAGGCAAGGACCAAGGAAGAGCAAGAAGCAGCCAUCAAGCAGCUUAGAAAGAGCAUGCUGUACAAAGCAAAUCCAGUGCCCAGUUUCUACUAUGAGCCACCUCCACCACAAGUUGAACUCAAGAAGUUACCAUUGACUCGACCACAAUCACCGAAACUAAACCGGAGAAAAAGCUGCAGUGAUGCAGUUCGAACAUCUCAGGAGGAAGUGGGCAAACAUUGUGCUCGCCAUCGCCACAGCAUUGGUAGCCACAAGCAUUCAACUGGUGCCAACACUGCCAAAGCUAAGGUUCAGAUAAGUCCACAGACUGCUAAUGGCAUCCGCAAAGUCAAAGACCGAUCUAAACAGGAUCAUGUUGCAAUGAAAGCAGAUCCUGAGAAGAUUGCUGGGCCAACAAAUGCAGACAUAUCUGUUCAGUCAUGAACUGCUGGUUUUUACUAACUCUUAAGUGGGAAAACAUCUUGAAUUUGCUUUAAUCAUCAUAUUGGAUGUUUGGAGAGGAGAUAGCCUACUUUUCAGCUGAGAUGACCUUUUCUUUUUCUUCUUCUCUUAACCUUUUUCCCCCUUUCCAAACCGUUUGUGUCUGUGAAUUGUAUAUGUUAUGUAAGUUAUCAGUACAUAUCAUGUUAUCAAAAGAGUUACUGAUUCUAAUAUGGACCGAAUCUGUUGUUUUCGUCUGAUGUAUUUUCACCCAAGAGGGUUUCCUGCGUAUGUUAUUUGGAAACUCAAGGCACUAGUUUUGGUCAGGUUAGUUGGUUGUUUUCUUCAUUUUGAAACAUGUAACUUGUAGAACCCUCUACUUUCGUAACUGCUAUAUUAUAUUGUACACGGGGCGAGGUUUUUGAUGUUUGAAUGAAGUUUCUACUCGUAGGCUGUUCUA